Molecule: messenger RNA, 5496 nt
Organism: Hemiscyllium ocellatum (epaulette shark)
Lineage: Eukaryota; Metazoa; Chordata; Chondrichthyes; Orectolobiformes; Hemiscylliidae
Product: myosin-16
Exons: 27
Coding region: 139-3894 (1251 amino acids)
Cellular component (GO): myosin complex
Source: RefSeq, a predicted model, not a curated record
CCUCCCUCUCGUUCUGUCUCUCGCUCACCCUUCUCUCUCUCAGUACUUCUGAAGGGUCAGGUAACAGCAAGCUGCCAGUGCUGGUCUCACACGCUUCCUCUUGAUGCCUGAGUGAUGGCGGGAUGAGAGGCUGGGAGAAUGGAGAGGAAAGUUUGUGUGAUCAAAACAGAUUUUCAUCAGUAUCGUCCAACUAUUAGUGUUCAAGUCAAGCCUCUAGCACAUGAUGUGGGUGUCACUGGCCAGGCCAGCAUGUAUUGCCCAUCGCUAAUUGCCCAGAGGGCAGUUAAGCAUCAACCACAUUGCUGUGGGUCUGGAGUCACAUGUAGGCCAGACCAGGUGAAACCACUUCUGCAUGUGCCAGGCCAGAACAUCAGGAUGAGAGCAAAAGAAGAGGAGCUCCAACAAGCCAUUGCAGAAACAGAGAAGCUCGCUCCACCAAUCCAGGAGCCUGAGCAGAAUACUCUGCUAGCUCAGGAGAAAAGUGCUAAGUUGAGGAACAAAGGCAGAUGUCAAUAUUUGCAGAAAGUUUUGAGGCCCACAACCUCACAGGAGAACCUCUCUGACAUUGAGCAGCGCUGCACGCAGUUGCUGAAGGUGAAACUGCAGCUAGAGGCACAGGUCGCGGAGCUGAACGGGCGCCUGCUGGACCAGGAGAUCUGCGCCGCUCAACUGGGCACCCAGAAAUACAAGCUGGAGGCAGAGUGCUGCAGCCUCAAGGCGGACAUUGAGGAGUUGGAGUCCACGCUCGCCAAAGUGGAGACGGACAAGCAGAGCUCAAAUCAGAAACUGUGGACCCUUACAGAGAAAUUGAACCAGAGAGAUGAUGCAGUAGCUAGGCUUCAGAAGGAUCAGCAACAAUUGGAGAAAUUCAUCAAGAAACUCAAAACUGAUGAAGAUUGUGAAUGGAAGAAAAAUAUUCAACAGAUGAGUUGGCACUUCCUGAAUAGACAAGACAAGCACAGACUAGAAGAUCUACAAGUCGAGGAGGAAAAAAUAAGCCAUUUGACUAAAUCCAACUGGAAGCUACAAGCUCAGAGAGAAAAGUUUGAGUACAAUUUUGAGCAGGAGAAGCAACUGAGGGCAGAGCUAGAGAGGGGAAGGCGAAAGCUUGAAGCAGACCUCAAGAUGACCAUUGAUAGCCUGAACGAAAUGGAGAAAUUGAAGGUUGACCUGGAAGAAGUAAUCAAGAAGAAGGAGCUGGAGAUCAACACAGUGAGCACUAAACUAGAGGAUGAACAGUCAUUAACUGCUACUCUUCAGAGGAAGAUUAAAGAAUACCAGGCUCGCGUAGAGGAGCUAGAAGAGGAACUAGAGGCUGAACGGACCAUGAGAGCUAAGGUAGAGAAGCAACGAGCUGACCUUUCCAGGGAGCUAGAAGAUCUGACUGAUAAAUUGGAGGAAGCAGGUGGAGCAACUGCAUCCCAGAUUGAGAUGAAUAAAAAGAGGGAGUCUGAGCUCCUGCGACUGAGGCGUGAACUUGAGGAGGCAACCCUGCAGUCGGAAUCCACAGCCGCAGCCCUCCGCAAGAAACAUGGGGACACAGUGGUGGAGAUAACCGAGCAGUAUGAGAGCCUGCAAAGGAUACGAUUGAAAACAGAGAAGGAGAAACAAAGCAUGAAACUGGAAUUAGAUAACAUGAGCCUCACCAUCGACAGUCUCCAAAAGGUCAAGGUUUGCAGUGAUGCCCAGAUCCGCAAGCUGGAAGACUUGCUGUCAGAAGCCACCACCAAGAAUGAAGAGUUGCAGCGCUCACUCACUGAGCAGAACCUUAGCAAGACAAGGUUGGCAGCUGAAAAUAAUGACUUGAAUCGCCAGCUGGAGGAGGCGGAGAGUAAAAUAGGUCAACUUAGCAGGUCGAAGAUCAUUUUGACAUCACAGUGUGAAGACUUGAAAAAGCAGGUCGAUGAAGAGUCGAAGUUGAAGAGCACAAUGGCUCUGAGCCUCUCAAGUGCCAAGCAUGACAAUGAGCUGCUAAAGGAACAAGUUGAAGAGGAGCAGGAGAGUAAAUCUGAACUGCAGAGGCUCAUUUCCAAAUUAAACAGUGAGGUCACCCAUUGGCGGACACGCUAUGAGGCUGAUGCUAUUCAGAGGACUGACGAGCUUGAAGAAUCUAAGAAGAAGCUGACUUCACGUUUACAGGAGGCAGAGGAAGCGGUUGAGGCAGCCCAGGCCAAGUGCUCGAGCCUGGAGAAGACCAAGCAGCGACUGCAGGCAGAGUUGGAGGAGCUGAGCAUCGACGUGGAGAAGGCGAAUGCUGCGGGUGUGACCCUGGACAAGAAGCAGCGAAUGAUCGACAAGCAGAUCUCUGACAGUCGUCAGAGGUGUGAGGAGGUCCAGGCUGAGCUGGACUCCUCCCAGAAGGAGUGUCGACAGUACGCUACCGAGCUCUUCAAACUGAAGACCUCCUACGAGGAGCUGAUCGAACAACUGGACUCGCUCAAGCGGGAGAAUAAAACACUGCAAGAGGAGAUUACCGACUUGACAGACCAACUGGGUGAGGGAGGGAAGAGCGUCCACGAGCUGCAGAAGUCCAAGAAGAAACUGGAGAUGGAGAAGGACGAGCUGCAGGCAACACUUGAGGAGUCGGAGGCCGCACUGGAGGCUGAAGAGAGUAAAGUGGUGCGGCUGCAGCUGGAGCUGACCCAAGUGAAGGUCGAGAUUGACCGCCGAGUCCAGGAGAAGGAAGAGGAGUUUGAGGCGACACGGAAAAACCACCAGCGGGCUCUGGAUUCGUUGCAAGCCAGUCUUGAUGCAGAGGUGAAAGGUCGUGGGGAGGCCCUGAGAGUAAAGAAGAAGCUGGAAUGUGACCUGAAUGAGCUGGAGAUCCAACUGGAUCAGGGCAGUAAGAACAACAGCGAGCUGGUGAAACUGCUGAAGAAGAUGCAGCAACAGACAAAGGACAUGCAGACCCAGAUGGAAGAGGACAGCAGGCAGCACGAGGAGCUUCGGGAGCAGUACGGCCUGGUGGAGAGACGCUGUGGGGUGCUGUCGACUGAACUGGAGGAGACCCGCGGUGCCCUAGACCUGACCGACCGUGCUCGCAAAAUCCUGGAGCAAGAGCUGAUGGAGAUGACUGACAAAUACAACGAGGUCAACACCCAGUUUCAAGGAGCGACUGUUGUCAAACGCAAGUUGGAAUCUGACCUGCAGCAAAUUGCAGCAGAGAACGAGGAACUGACGACCGAGUUCAGAGGAGCAGACGAUAAAGCCAAGAAGGCUGUUUCUGAGGUGGUCAGACUAGCUGAGGAGCUGCACCAUGAACAGGAGCACACCCUACACCUGGAGAGAGUAAAGAAGGGCCUGGAGGCACAGAUCAAGGAGCUGAACAUGAAGCUGGAAGAGGCUGAGCAGUUGGCCCUGAAGGGGGGCAAGAAAAUCAUUCAGAAACUGGAAGGCCGGGUGAAAGAAUUGGAAACUGAACUGGACGGGGAGCAGAAACGCCACGGUGAGACAGUGAAGAGCCUGCGGAAGAAUGAGCGGCGGCUGAAGGAGCUAGUCUUCCAGGCCGAGGAGGACCAGAAGAACCAGCAUCGCAUGCAGGAGCUGGUCGAGAGGCUCCAGAACAAGCUGAAGGCCUACAAGAGACAGGUGGAGGAAGCGGAAGAGCAAGCCAACAUGAAUCUGGCAAAGUACCGAAAGACGGUUCAUGAGUUGGACGACGCAGAGGAGCGGGCUGACAUUGCCGAGGCGGCACUGACCAAAAUACGGACCAAGAACCGGGCCAGCUUUGGCAAAGGCUAUUCCUCGGGUUACAAUUCCCCUUUUACCACCUUAGUCAGAUCGCCGAGCUCCACUGGCUCCGAGGGACGAGGUGAGAAACUUCUGAACGACGAGGAGUCCACCUCUCUCAUUCCGACCUACCUUAACUCUCUGAAGAAGCUGAUUGUGGACUGACUCGCAGGAGAAAAGGCCCCAUUUCACACCCAGACUUUUCCUGGGAAAUACCCCACAUGGGGGAAGAAAGGCAGCCACCACUGACCACUGGAGAAACUGCCCACAAACUGACGUGACGUCUUUCCAUUGUUAACUGGACAUCCAGACUGGUAGGAGCAUCAAAUAAACCCAUCUUACCAAGUGACGUUUCAUCAAAGCUGUUUUAGAAAAUGUAUUUUCCACAUGUAAUUGCUUUUGUUCAAUGAGAUGAAAUGCACCCUGGCUUUGCGUUUUGAUUGGGAGCAGUGGGUCAGGAUACUGUUGACACUGUAUUGCAUGAUACCAACAGAUCAGGUGUUCCUCCUUAUCUGCUGAUCGGUGAUGAACUAACUUUGAGUUAAGCCAUUCAAUCUGAUCAGCUCUUCUAAGUUCCAGUUGUGGUUUGCCAUGUUUUGACUCCAUCUUUCAGAGAUUAGUUGUUAGGUUCCUAGGUAGAUUCCUCAGUCACUUUCAAAGUGCCGAUUUGUAUUUCAAAACCACACUGUCAUAAAAAUGUUGUAAUUUUAAACAAUUGCAUUCCUAUAUGUCUGAAAACUGCAUUGUAUUUAUAUAUUUUAUAUAUAUGGUGGACUGCUUGGUUGAAUCUAAGUACAGCUUUAAAUUGGCCUAUAAUUGUGGAUGGAAUUCUCUGCAGCGAGUCCUUAUUUUACUCUAUCCUAUACCUUUUGUAUAAUCAAUGGUGAUUGUGAAUAUAUUAUUGUGCCUUUUAAAAUAUAAUAAACCAAUGUAAUCUUCUUAGAACGGAAUUAUUUUUUGAGGAAGGGAGCAGCAGCUGUUUGUGAAGUAGUAGUUAGGGCUGUGCAUUAUCAUGUAUCUCUGAACGUUAAGUGACUUGUUAGUGUCUUGGUUAACAAGAUCGUGAUGUUUGGGGUACAUACCGAAAGGUAUAGAAGGGAAAAUAUCCUCAUCUUCUGCCAGUGAAUGUUUGUGGAGAUUAGGAGCCUGAAGUCUAGAUUGUGAUCUAUGAUUUUGUGAAAAGGUUGUUAUGAAAUAGGCAGUAACUCUCGGGAAUCGUUGAGGUGAAACAGAGCUCAGUGAUUGAAUUAUGGGCUUCAUUUUAGAUUCCAGCUAAGUUUUGAGGGAGUUGAACUCUCAAUCUCUUGAUAUUAUUAAGAUGGAGAGGUUUAAGAGGAGGUUGGGACUUUUUACUGGAUCGUAGGAGGUUGAGACAGGACCUGUAUAGAGGUUUACAAAAUCACGAGAGGUAUAGAUAAGAUGGGUGAUAGAUGUCUUUUUCACCAGGCAUAUUUUUAAGGUGAGAGGGGAACUUUUUUAAAAACACAGGGUCGUUGGUGUGUGGAUUGAACUUCCAGAGGAAGUAGUAGAUGCAGGCACAGUUAGAAUGAAUAGGAAGUAUUUGGCGGGACAUGGGUCAAGUGCAGACAGGUGGGACUAGUUGAGUUUGAGAUUGUGAUUGGCUGGAUGCUGCAUGGCUGACUUCAUAACAGUGAGCUACAGUUGGCAAUGUGGGUGACAACCCUGAUCAUGCUUGCUCUUACUUUGGUAGAGUUUUGCUGUACAACUUCCAUAGUUUCUCCGGAUAAAUGCAACGCAAUGUCUAGU